Enterobius vermicularis (human pinworm) is the source of this 903-nucleotide messenger RNA. The record is from the annotation of a GenBank genome assembly. Lineage: Eukaryota; Metazoa; Nematoda; Chromadorea; Rhabditida; Oxyuridae.
UUGAAAAAAAGCAUUUAUCUUUCUCGUUAUAAAAACACUAUUAUUUAUAUAGUAAUUUUAAUUUUCUAUCUGAAACCAUGUUUUGAACGAUACCUUGGCGAACGACUGAUCAAUUUGUAUCCGUACCAUAGUGAAUGGCGUAUGAAAACCGUCGAAGAAUGCCUUGAGUUCUGUGCCGCAUCAUCAUCACGAUGCAAAUCAAUUGUUCACGAACGGCAUAAACAUAUUUGUCAUUAUUUCUUGGAAGAUGGGAGUGAUCAUGCUAUUCCUUCUGCCGGUUCAAUUUACUUGAAAGUUACUGCUAAAGAAUCCUGCAAGAACGAAGAAAUCCCUGUAUGGUUAACGGUAGAAAAUGCUAUUCUGGGAAUCAGAAGUUUACAGAAAAAAACUGACGCUGACUACGCAGAAGCCUGUAAGGCUAAAUGUAAUUUAAUUACUGUAAAUUGUCCUGCUUUCACCUACGAUGAAACCGAACAAAAGUGUAUUCUGUAUACCAGUGACUUAGAAGCUGUCGAAAAACUUUCAUAUAAUCGAGCAAAUUUGAACGAUUUUAGCAUUCGUACUUCAACAAAAUUUUGCUAUCCAGACGGCCUCGAACUAUUCAAGAACUGCAGCGAAUUUACCGCUUUUCAUGACUAUGUACUUGACGUUUUGCCUCGCGAAGAAUUUGACGGCAUGCCAUACGGCAAAGAGGGACUUCACGCAUGCCUUGAACUUUGUGUUCUCUCUCCCAACUAUUAUUGCAAAUCAGCAACAUUCAUAACCGACAAAGGGAUAUGUCGAUUAAGUGAAGAAAAUUCAUUGUCAAGGCCAGAGAAUUUUCGUGAAGCUAGUGAUACAAAGCAAAUUUAUUUUGAAAACACCUGUGAUCGAUACUACACAGGCUUAAGAGGUAGGUUUUAA